Messenger RNA from Schistocerca nitens (vagrant locust), 1301 nucleotides. RefSeq names its product thymidylate kinase. Gene Ontology annotation, biological process: dTTP biosynthetic process; dTDP biosynthetic process; dUDP biosynthetic process. Gene Ontology annotation, molecular function: ATP binding; dTMP kinase activity. The transcript has 7 exons. Lineage: Eukaryota; Metazoa; Arthropoda; Insecta; Orthoptera; Acrididae. The record is from RefSeq and is a predicted model, not a curated record. Bases 456 to 1088 code for a protein of 210 amino acids. Gene Ontology annotation, cellular component: nucleus; mitochondrion; cytosol.
UAGCUUGAAAGCUAUCUUAUGGGCUAGUAAAUAAAAAAGUAAAUAAGAUUUGAGAACCUGCAUUUUAGCUAGUUCAAGUUUACCGCCAACUUGGCAGCUCAGUGCCGACACCUGAACUAAAAUUUGACUUUAGUCAAGACUCGCGUGUGUUUGUUUACAGUUGAGUAUCAUACGAGACACUACAAGAGUGCAAUAUGAAAUUGGCGAGGUCUGAACGGAUAAUCUGAACUUGAUCUUCCGUAGCAGGUCAAGUGUAAGAAGUCACAUUUUCGUAAUUUGCAAAUAAUGCCACUUUCGAACCGUUACUUUUUGAAUGUAGAGAGCACACGAUUUCAGCAACACUGAUUUGCACCUAUUGGCCAAAAUUGGAACAAAAUUUGGUUCCACAUUAACACCUUAGAAAAUCUACCAAGUUUCACUGCCAUAAGAUAAUUGCAGUCCACACUGGACCUCUAAUGACUAGUCUUACAAAGAGGGGUGCCCUAAUAGUAUUUGAAGGAUGUGAUAGAUCUGGAAAAACUACCCAGUGCAAGAAACUUGUUGAGAAUCUAAGAAAUAAGGGCAUUACUACAGAAUUUCUGUGUUUUCCUGAUCGGUCGACCGCAAUUGGUAAAGUGAUUGACUCAUACCUGAAAAAGGAGGAAGAACUCCCAGACAGGACCAUACACCUUACAUUUGCUGCAAAUAUAUGGGAAAAUGAACAAAAAAUAAAGUCUGCAUUACAAAAUGGAGUUACGCUGGUUAUUGAUCGAUAUGCAUAUUCAAAUGUGGCCUAUUCUGCAGCAAAGGAGGCAAUGGACUUUAAAUGGUGCACCUUACCUGCGACUGGGUUGCCAAAGCCAGAUGUAGUUUUCUUUCUGGAUAUGAACAUGGAAGCAAUGGAAAAGCGUGGUGGAUUUGGUUCAGAGAGAUAUGAAACAACAAAUUUCCAAAGAUCAGUUUAUAACAACUUCAAGAAGCUAAUUGAUAAGAGCUGGAAGGUUUUGAAUGCUGACCAAAAGAAAGACGUUUUACAUGAAGAAAUACUUACAAAUGCCCUAAGUAUCACAGAAAAUGUGAAAAAUUCUGAAAUUGGUUAUCUGUGGUAGCUUUCAGUUCCAGAGAAGGGUGAUUGUCAUAGUUCUCCAGUUGCUGAUAAUGAGAAUCUCACACAGUUAAUAUACGUGUAAUGUAAUUUGCUCAUUUUUAUAUAUUGUUAUUGUUUGCCCUUUCUGCUGAAAGGCAAAGUGAUUUUUAAUAUGUAAGUGUUGAAUUAAAGAGAGAGAGAGUAUGUGGCAGUGGAGACAGUACAUCUAAUAACA